This is a messenger RNA of Corticium candelabrum, 780 nucleotides long. RefSeq lists its product as uncharacterized. The coding region runs from base 47 to 691 and encodes 214 amino acids. The transcript has a single exon. The record is from RefSeq and is a predicted model, not a curated record. NCBI's taxonomy places the organism in Eukaryota, Metazoa, Porifera, Homoscleromorpha, Homosclerophorida, Plakinidae.
UACAAAUCCCCUAACGCUUCAAGGAAGUCCACGAGUUCUCAAACCAAUGGGUAAUUUCUUCGAUAAAAAGACUUCAUCUCCAAAUUUGCAAGACGCGUGGAGCAAAUUCCAAAAGGAACGCCCUCGUGUACCAAAACAGGCUGAAGCUGAAAUAGACGAAAUAGAAGAACUGCUAAGAGAAGCUAAGUAUAAAGUCAAGCGUGAGGAUCUGAAAACGGCGCUCGAUGGCCAACAGAAGCUUGAAGCCUUCCUGAAACGCAAUUCACCGUCAAUGACGGAAAAAGACAAAAGACCUACUCCAGUGUAUGUGGUGUGGGACAAAGAGAAGAUGAGCCGUACAUACGACACCGUCUUAGAACAAUUACUGAGAGCAAUCGAUUGCACAAAAAUGGAAACUCAAGUUAGCGACGGUAACGAAAUGGAAAAACUUUCAACUCUCUAUAUAUGUCGAACAUCAACGGGCAGACUGGAAGACAUUGAUAAACAGAAACUCCAAGCGACUUCGGAUCCUAAAGCGCUCAUCGUUUUGAGGUGCGGAAAAAACGAAGACGUUUUUCCUUCUACGUACAGUGCAAGGGAAAUCGUUGGAGAAGAGACGCUUGUCAUACAGCUCCUGCACUAUGAGGGAAAACUCAACGACGGGAAACUAAACACCAAAGGCUACGAAGAACUAAAAAAGUUUACAGCAUGAAGUAGACAAUGACAGUUUUCGUGUUGCCAAACAGUUUGCUAUAGCUAGUUGUCGCAUUUGUAUUACAAAACAAUCAGUUAGUUAGCUGA